UUCUUCGCUUAACUGAAAUAUAUUUUUAUAUAAUUUGGGCAUACUUAGACUUUGAGUAGUGUCUUGAGCUUCAAAGGGUGGGUCUUUGUUUGUGCUUCUAUUUCUUUAAUUAGUUAUCUUUAUAUAAUCACUUGCAUUUUUGCCUCUUUACUAUACAUAAUAUACACACACAUACACACAGCACAUUUUUAUAAAUAUGUUUUUGUGUGAAAAGUUGAUUUCGUUUUUGGUUAGCUUCUGGGUUUUUCCUGGGAUUUUUUUUACAGUUGGGAUAUUUGAGCUUUGAGCACGUUAUAUGAUUUUACAAGCUAUUUAUAUGGUAUCUAAUUCUAAAACUUAGUGGGCUUGAUCCACUUGUUAACUACCUGAAUUUUUCAGUAAGGCGUUUUAUUCUUAAAGAAGAAUAUUUUGCAUCUUCUAGAGGGGCUUUUGCUGUGGUUUUUAAGAUUUUGGGGAUAUAGAGUAUGGCUGGUGGUAGAAGGAAAAAGCAGCAUUUGAGUAGAAUCCACGAAUUUUCAUUUGGAAGAACAUCUUCCGAUGAGGAGCUUUCCCUUAUUGGAGGCCCUGGCUUUUCGAGAGUUGUCUUUUGCAAUGACCCUGAUUGCAUUCAGGCCGUUUCUUUCAAGUUUGUUCCCAAUUAUGUCAGAACUACGAAGUAUACCCUUGCAACAUUUCUUCCAAAAUCAUUGUUCGAGCAAUUCAGACGUGUUGCCAAUGUAUAUUUCCUUGCGUGCGCUCUCUUGUCAUUCACUCCGCUCUCUCCUUACUCUGCUGUCAGCAAUGUGCUCCCUUUUGUUGUUGUGAUUUGUGUGUCAAUGGGUAAAGAGCUUCUUGAAGAUUGGAGGCGCAAAAUGCAGGAUAUCGAGAUGAACAACAGAAAGGUUAAAGUGCAUCUUGGUGAUGGCAUUUUUGAUAAUUCUAAAUGGAGGGAUUUGAGAGUUGGAGAUGUAGUCAAGGUGGAAAAAGAUGAAUUUUUUCCUGCUGAUCUCAUUUUACUUUCGUCGAGUUAUGAAGAAGCAUUUUGCUAUGUUGAGACCACAAAUCUUGAUGGAGAAACCAAUUUGAAGCUAAAACAAGCUCUAGAAAUAACUUCAAACUUAAAUGAGGACUCUAAAUUACAAAGUUUCAGGGCGGUCAUUAGAUGUGAAGACCCAAAUGCAAAUUUGUAUACUUUUGUUGGAAGUUUGAUGGUCGGAGAACAGCAAUAUCCACUUGCACCUCAGCAGCUUUUGUUAAGAGACUCGAAGCUAAAGAACACAGAUUUCAUUUAUGGGGUCGUUAUCUUCACAGGUCAUGAUACAAAAGUUAUUCAAAAUUCAACUGGACCCCCAUCCAAGAGAAGCACAAUUGAGAGAAGAACCGAUAAAAUUAUCUACUUGCUGUUUUCUGCUCUAGUUUUGAUGUCAGUUGUUGGGUCAAUUUUCUUUGGGAUUGCGACAAGCGAGGAUCUGGAAAAUGGCGUGAUGAUAAGAUGGUACCUUAGACCAGAUGACACUACAAUUUACUAUGAUCCAACAAGAGCAACAAUUGCAGCACUUUUGCUAUUUCUGACUGAUCUAAUGUUGUAUAGUUACUUGAUUCCCAUAUCUUUAUAUGUUUCGAUAGAAAUUGUCAAAGUCCUGCAGAGUGUAUUCAUCAACAAUGAUUUGUACAUGUACUAUGAGGAAGGUGACAAGCCAGCACAAGCACGUACCUCAAAUUUGAAUGAAGAACUUGGUCAAGUUGAUACAAUACUUUCUGAUAAAACAGGAACCUUGACUUGCAACUCAAUGGAAUUUAUCAAGUGUUCAGUGGCAGGGACCGCUUAUGGCCGUGGAGUUACAGAAGUUGAGAGAGCUCUGGCUAGGAAAAAAGGGUCACCCUUAGCACAAGAGGUGACAGAUGAAGGGGGCUUAGAGGGUUCUACAGAAGCAAAGCCAUCUAUUAAGGGGUUCAAUUUCAUGGAUGAAAGGGUCAUGAAUGGUAAAUGGGUUAAUGAGCCUCGAUCAGAUGUAAUCCAGAAGUUCUUCCGGUUAUUGGCUAUCUGCCAUACUGCCAUAGCUGAUGUGGAUGAAGAAACAGGAACAAUUUCAUAUGAAGCUGAAUCACCAGAUGAAGCGGCUUUUGUGAUUGCGGCAAGAGAACUUGGCUUUGAAUUUUUUGAGAGGUCUCAAACAAGUAUCUUGCUGCAUGAGUUGGAUCCCACAUCUGGUAGGAAGGUUGAAAGGUUGUACAAACUUUUGAACGUCUUAGAGUUUAGUAGCUCAAGAAAGCGAAUGUCUGUUAUAGUAAGAAAUGAAGGGGGAAGGCUACUAUUGCUUUGUAAAGGUGCUGACAGUGUCAUGUUUGAAAGGCUUGCAAAGAAUGGAAGGGAGUUUGAAGAGCAAACUAAGGAGCAAAUUAAUGAGUACGCUGAUGCUGGUUUGAGGACAUUGGUACUUGCAUAUCGUGAAAUUGAUGACGAGGAAUACAACGAGUUCAAUGAAAAAUUUACCGAGGCCAAAAAUACAGUGAGUGCUGAUCGUGAGGAGUUGGUUGAGGCAGUUGCGGAGAGGGUUGAGAAAGAUUUGAUUCUUCUUGGUGCUACCGCUGUUGAAGACAAACUCCAAAAUGGGGUUCCUGAAUGCAUUGACAAGCUUGCGCAAGCUGGAAUUAAAAUUUGGGUUUUGACAGGAGAUAAGAUGGAGACAGCAAUUAAUAUUGGUUAUUCCUGUAGUUUGCUAAGACAGGGAAUGAAGAAAAUCAUAAUAAACUCUGAGGCACCAGAGUUUAAAGCACUGGAGAAAUAUGGGGAUGAUUCUGCUGUUAGUGAGGCAUCAAAAGCAAACAUCCUCCAUCAGAUAAGUGAGGGCAAGGAACUGCUUACUGCAUCAAUAGAAAGCUCUGAGGCAUUCGCUUUGAUCAUCGAUGGGAAGUGUCUCACUUAUGCUCUCGAGGAUGAUAUAAAGGACAUGUUCAUGGAACUUGCACUUGGCUGUGCAUCUGUCAUUUGCUGUCGUUCAUCACCUAAACAGAAAGCACUUGUUACUAGACUGGUUAAAGUUAGAACUGGUAAGACGAUAUUAGCAGUUGGAGAUGGGGCAAAUGAUGUUGGAAUGCUUCAAGAAGCGGAUAUUGGAGUUGGUAUCAGUGGGUUUGAAGGAAUGCAGGCGGUUAUGUCAAGUGAUUUUGCGAUUGCACAAUUCUGUUUUCUGGAGCGCUUGCUACUUGUGCAUGGACAUUGGUGCUACAGAAGGAUCUCAUUAAUGAUAUGCUAUUUCUUCUACAAGAACAUUGCAUUUGGUUUCACUAUUUUUUUCUUCGAGGCAUAUGCAUCAUUCUCUGGCCAGCUCUCAUACAAUGAUUGGUAUCUGUCCUUUUAUAAUGUUUUCUUCACAUCACUUCCUGUGAUUGCCCUUGGAGUGUUUGAUCAGGACGUAACAUCACAAUCGUGUCUCAAGUUCCCUAUAUUAUACCAAGAAGGUGUACAAAAUGCCCUAUUUAGUUGGUUACGUAUCCUCGUCUGGUCGUUUAAUGGUGUAUAUGCUGCUACCUGUGUGUUCUUCUUCUGCAUAUAUGCCAUGGAGCAUCAAGCAUUCCGUAAAGGUGGGGAAGUUGUUGGCCUGGAAAUCCUUGGCACGACCAUGUAUACAUGUGUAGUGUGGGUUGUGAAUGCUCAAAUGGCACUCUCAAUCAAUUACUUUACUUACAUACAACAUCUCUUCAUUUGGGGUGGGAUUGCACUUUGGUAUCUGUUCCUCUUGGCAUAUGGAGCUAUGGACCCUGACAUAUCAACAACCGCCUAUAUGGUCUUCACAGAAGCCUGUGCACCAUCCGUGACCUUUUGGUUCGUGACACUCUUGGUGCUGGUCUCGAGUCUUCUCCCAUAUUUUGCUUACUCAGCCAUUCAAAUCCAGUUUUUCCCAAUGUAUCACAACAUGAUACAGUGGAUAAGAUUCGAGGGGCAAUCUGAUGAUCCCGAGUAUUGCCACAUGGUGCGACAAAGAUCAAUAUCGCCCACGACAGUAGGCUUUACAGCACGGUUUGAAGCAAAAUCCAGUCCCUUGGAAGAGAAACUUUUGCCAUGACUUAUAUUAGAAGAUAGCUAAAGAUUUGUUGCAAUUGCAGAGACAAGUAUCUUCUAUUACAUACAUAUAGGUAGUUCUGUCAAAUGCGAGAAAUUGGCCUUUUGGCUGGGUAAGCAAGAGAGGUCCAUCUUGGAGACCAGUACUGUUAUAGGUUAAUUAGUGUAUUCACACCCUCCAAUUCAAUUCAAUGGUUAGAAAUGUUAAGUAAAAGCUCAAAAACCAGUAUAUUUUUUUUUGAUGUAUUGGUGAAUUAGUGCUCUCACAAUUGUUGUAUCAUCCCAAACCUUCUUUGUUUUACAAAGAUAGGCUCAGAAGCUCUGCUUAUGUUUUGCUUCUGCAAUGUAAAAUUUAAUAUAUAUUGAUACUCUCAAGCACAUAGUUAAGAUAUUUUUAUGCUA
Molecule: messenger RNA, 4444 nt
Organism: Cornus florida
Lineage: Eukaryota; Viridiplantae; Streptophyta; Magnoliopsida; Cornales; Cornaceae
Product: putative phospholipid-transporting ATPase 9
Exons: 11
Coding region: 465-4046 (1193 amino acids)
Biological process (GO): phospholipid translocation
Cellular component (GO): plasma membrane
Molecular function (GO): ATP hydrolysis activity; ATPase-coupled intramembrane lipid carrier activity; magnesium ion binding
Source: RefSeq, a predicted model, not a curated record